Messenger RNA from Loa loa (African eye worm), 303 nucleotides. RefSeq lists its product as hypothetical. The record is from RefSeq and is a predicted model, not a curated record. NCBI's taxonomy places the organism in Eukaryota, Metazoa, Nematoda, Chromadorea, Rhabditida, Onchocercidae. Bases 1 to 303 code for a protein of 100 amino acids. The transcript is spliced from 2 exons.
AUGAUAACUCAAUUAGAUGCAUAUUUAACCUUAAAAGUGUGCUAUCUCGUUUUUGAUUUAUCCUCACAAUAUGUUGUUGACAGUUUCCUCUUAGCCCCUCUCCAUUCAAUUCUUUUUCGCUCACUUUGUGAAAAUGAAGAAGUCGUAGCACAACGUGCGAGGGGAGAAAAGGGGCACUGGAGAUCAAUUGAGGUAAUGACUGCACCAUUGUCACCAAUGGAAUCACUGUCACCAGCACUGGAUGAGCUGGCUAAUGAUGACCUCUCAUUCGCUAAUUUGACCUCAUUUAAACGACCAUUCUAA